Molecule: messenger RNA, 4956 nt
Organism: Plasmodium gonderi
Lineage: Eukaryota; Apicomplexa; Aconoidasida; Haemosporida; Plasmodiidae
Exons: 1
Coding region: 1-4956 (1651 amino acids)
Biological process (GO): tRNA export from nucleus; rRNA processing
Cellular component (GO): CURI complex; UTP-C complex; small-subunit processome
Source: RefSeq, a predicted model, not a curated record
AUGGAACGCCCUAAAUUGGGCGAAGUGAACUUCCAGUUGGAUGUGGGAAAUUCCAUGAAAGAUGCUGAUCAAGAUAAACUUAAAUUGAUUGCUAGCAAGGUGAAUGGAAAUUAUGAAGAUAUAAAAAAUGAGAGUAAUCUAAAGGAUGUACUAAUUGGGUUGAAUUAUCACAAGAAAAAUGUAACUAAUUUGAGUGUGCUUUCACAAGUAAAAGAUGCAACAAUCGAUUUUGUGAAUAGUUUAAAAGAUGAUUUAACCAAAUAUGUAGUACAUGAGAAAAACGAGUUCAAAGAAGCAUAUGCUAAAAGUAUAAAAUUAAAAGGGAGUAAAAUUUUAGGUAGCUAUAAGAACAAUAUGAUGUUAAAUAAUUAUACGAAUAUAGAUAUUGGAUUUGAAUAUGAUUUGAAUACCAAGUUAGGAAAGAAAUGUAAAUAUAGAAAUCUCCCUCAUUAUCAUAAUAUGUUUAUUAUUUUGAUAAAGAAUUUUUUUUUGGAAAAAAAUUUUGUACAUAAUUUAAACGCACAAAAUUUAUCACAUACUAUCGACAUAUGCAUUAGUGUAAAUACAUGGUUAAAUAAUUCCAAGUCUAUACUAGUCCUCAGUGUGCAUAAAAAGAAAAAACACAUUGGAAGCAUUCAGAUAAUUCUUUUUCCUUCAAAAAAGCUUAAUACAAGUUUGAUGAAUACUUAUAGAAAAUAUUAUAAUCUUCUCUCCAUUGAAGAAAACAGAAAAAUAGAUGAAAAAACAAUUCGUAAGGAUAGUAUGAAUGUUAAUCUUGUUAAAGAUAAAAAAAAAAAAAACGGAUCUUCAACUUUGUUCAUAUCAAACAUGGAUAAAAGUGUUAAAAAAAAUGAACCGAAAAUUGUUCAAAAGGAUAGUGCUACUUUUGAUGAAGGAGUGUCUGCCCAAUUGGAUCCAAGUGGUAAAGGCGAAGAGAGUGAUGAAGAUAAGUUAAGACAAAAGAUUAAAACAAUAUGUACAAAACGAACAAUUUUGAAGAAAUUUAUCUUAACGGAAUGUCAUCUAAUCGAGUGUGAUCAUGUGAUAAAAAGAAGCAUUUCCACCUUUCCUGGGUUUAAGAAAGCUGUUAAAUUGCUAAAGUUGUGGUGCAUAAAUAAGAGAAUGUUACAAACUUUUUCUACCUGUGAUGAAAAGAAUUUUGUAAAAUUUAAGCAUGGAGAAAAGUAUAAAUUUGGAAACAUUUUCUACCAUAUGGAUAUUAAUUCAUUUGUCCUUGGCUUGUUAUGCAGCUAUGUGUGUUAUAUGUUCGAACUCAAGAUGUAUGAUUUUUUCCAAAUUUUUAAAAAAACUAUAAAUUUUCUGAGUACUAUGAAUUUGUGUGAAUACAUGUAUGAGUACCAAAACGGGGUGUUUUCUAAUUCGAAGCGGAGCAAUAAUGAGACAACAAAAUCACUGUUACCAUCACAAGAAGGUUUACACAUUUUUUUGUUCAAUUCGAAUUAUGACGUGUUUCAAUCAACAUUUUAUUCACUUACAGAACUUAUUGAAGAAGCAAAAAAAGCAGAUUAUGCCUUGAAAUGUGGAAAUUUUUACGAUUUGUUUGCAUCUAACAUUGAUUGUUUUUCCAUGAACUAUGAAGAAGAGCUGUUUUUUCCAUUUCUCGUGAAUAACCAUUUUCACAAUUAUAACAAAAUCCUAGGGAAUAUUAGACGCAAUUUGAUCAUUGGUUUGGCAGACAGAUUAGGGGAGGUGGCCGUGCGUCUUGCGUCCUUUGAUUUUUACCAAAUUGGAGGAGCUAGCCAAAAUGGAGAAGCUAGCAAAAUUGGAGAAAUUAAUCCAGUGAGGUUGGGGGAGGGAGGGGCGAAAGAAAGAGCUGAAGAUGAUCCAUUGAAUCAGGUGAACCAGGUGAUUCAGAUAAACAAGCCGAAUCAGAUGAACCAACUGAAUGAAGAGUUACAUACAAACAGCACUAACGGUACACAGCAGAACAAUCUCACAGGGAAGCUCUUCCAAGAUGUGCUUAUAACAUGCAAGAGAUCAGAUGACAAAGGGAAGGGUGAAUUAGAAAGUGGGGAAAAUGGUACAGAGGAAAAAAAAAGGAUACUGGCGAAGAGAAGAAUAACAGGAGUAAUGUUUUUCUUGAAGACGAAUAAUGUUAUGCGAUACAUGGAUGUUUCAAAAAAUAUAUUCAACCCAGAGGGCACAUCUAAAUUUAAGCAAUUUUGGAAAGACAAGGUAAACAUUAGGAGAUUCGAAAACAACACAAUAUUUGAAGUUAUCAUGUGGAAGAAGCCUGCCAAGAAGUUGCGAAGGGAGAACUUGAACAAGCAGAUGCAAGAGAAGACGAGGUCACUAGGGUACAAUCUAAGAUAUGGAAGCGAUGAGACCGAACAGAUAGACAACACUGGAAAUGCUUUUUUCGAUGCACUAUUCAGUGAAUUGUAUGAAAGCAGAAGUAAGUCAGUGCAUUCUCAAGCCAUCAGAGCCAUCCUGAAAAUGAUGAAAUUCAAGGAAGAAACGGAUUUACGAGAGGCUCUUAAAAAAAAAAUUGAAUGUCUAAAAAUGGAUGAAAAUUCCCAUUUGUGUAGUGGAAAAAGAAUAAAAAGUAAAAGUUUCUUUGUACAUUUAUCAAGCCCCCUACUAGUAAAAGAUAUACACUUUAGCUAUUAUGAAAAGAUAUUGGAUUUAUAUAAUGACAUAAAGAAUAUCCUUUACAGCAUAAAUGAGAAAAUAUUCAACAUUUGUAAUGUGAGUAGUUCAAAUGAGUUACUAAAAAUGACAGAUCUUGGAUAUAAAAAAAAUAAUAAAAAAAUGAUUGACAUUGUUGUGGAUAUAAAAUUUAAUAAUGUGAAUUAUAAGAAUGCACAAAAUUUUUUUCGAAUUUAUGAAAUUGCAAAAGGAGUAAUUGCAAAUAGAAUAACAAAAGAUGGAAAAUCCUUCGCAACAAAAGUAGAAAAUAAAAACUUUUGCAUAGAUGUCAUAUGCAAAUUGGUUGUGUUCAGAUUACAAAUUUUUUUCAGUAAAAUGGUAGAAAAAAAUCUAAUCCAGAUAACCAACCUAGACGAUUUAAAAAUUGAGCAUGUUGAAUAUAUGCCUAAAUUAAGAAAUUGUAUAUUUAAACCAUUGAUUUCCUCUUUUAUAUAUUACUAUGCUACAAAAUUUAGCUCCUUUCAUCUUUCUGUUAAAAUUUGCAAAUUGUGGUGUGCAUCCAAAGGUAUAUGUUCCUAUGAUGAGUUAGUUGAAAAUGUUCUUUUUUACCUGUACACACAAGAGUUUAAAAAACACGCCAAGAAAAAUUACUUUUAUGAACAGAACCAUGCCUCCCCUGGGAGUAACAACCAUCAAGAGAAAUUUCUACGUUUGUAUCGUCUUCACCAGAAGAUUGUUUCUGCAGAGAUAGUAGAAGAACGGAUGUACUAUAACUCCUUAUGCAGUAGGAAAAAGUUGACCAGCAAAGAGACAAGCGAUGGGUAUGGUAGCGAUGAUUACAGAACAGAAGAUGAUGAACCUCUUGUUAGCACAACACAACAACACAAGGUAACAUCUGAUAUUAAGAAAGUAGAACCAAAAGGAAGUUACCCAAAUAAGAAUAAAAAAGGAACGAAUAGCGGACAGUUGACAAAGUCUAAAAAGGAUGAUUCAUCUUUGUUUGGGAGUGGAAGAAAUGACAUAUUAGCAGAAUCAGAUGUACUACCAUACGAUGCAGACGAAUUUUUAGAUUCUUUUUCCAUAUGCCCGAAAACAGCAUUAAUAAAAUUUUUAACAUUCAUUGUUAAUCACGAUUGGAUUAAUAAACCAUUGAUUAUUGAUUAUGACAAUUGCUUAAGUGAAGAACAUAAAGUAAAGUUAAUAAAUUCAUUUUACACAAGGAAAAAGAACAAAGAUGAAAAAAAAAAAUUUUGGAUUUGUUCAUUAUACGAUCCUCAUUGCAUAUUAAUAAGCUUACCACAUGAAAUGUUUGAAUUGAUUCUGAAUAUAGCUAAAAAUUCACUAGAAACUAUAAAAAAUUUGCAUAAUAAUUUUGAGAGAGAAAAUUGGAUUUCCUUAUUUCUUAUUGAGAAGAGAAGCUACGACAUCAUUUUGAAUUUCCAUCUGCCAGACAAAUCGUGCAGUAUGUAUAAAAGGAAGAUAAAACUUAUAAAUGUUAAAGGGAACAAUGGAAAACCCUGCUCAAUGGAAUUACAAGCCGAAGAUGCAUCGGAGGCAGUGCAGGGAGCUGCAGAAAAUGCAGGUUCUACCACUUGUAGCAAGAAGAAAGCUGACAAGAAAGAUGAACAGCUAAAGAAGAAGCAGCAAAAGAAGGAACAACAGGCGAAGGGUCAGCAAAAAAAAGAAGAAGAAAUAUCCGAAGAUGUAAGAGAGAAUGAAAAUAUAUCUGAUGGGAAAAAAGUUUCAACAGAAAACAUUACAAAUCCGCUUAACCAGAUGCACACAAUGGACGAAGAAUAUCACUUGGCAUACUUAGACGACGCUACGAAAAAAAAAAAAAUCAAAACCAUAGAUAUGUUGAAAAAUUUGAAAAAAUACGAACUGUUACUUGUUUAUAGAACCCACUUUGAAAAUUUCAUAAAAAAUGUAGAAUCCAAGUUUUCAUGCCAAAUAACGGUCCUAUAUAACCCCGUAUGUUUUAACGAAAUUGUGGAUGUACAUACAUUUCGAAAAAAAAUUAAGCGCAAACUUUUGAAGGCACAUAAUCCAUACGAAAAAGUCAGCAUGUCAUGGACACCUAAUGUCUUCAUUACUUUCAAUCCAUCCUUUAUACAAAAUAUUCAGAAUCAGCUCACCGAUCAUAAUACUACAUCACUACCAACCGCAUCUACAACGGCGGUAGCAACAUCUACAUGCACAGGAGAACCUCCUAGUGAUUCUCAAAUGAAUCCAUCUAAAGCAGAUUCUUCUUCUUCCCUUUCUCUCAACAAUUUUAACGCUUUAAUAUUCUAUAUAAGGAAUAACGCUCGAGAUUUACUGCGAGCGGUUCAGUUCCCGACAGUGUGA